AUGUGGAUAAAAGAAUAUAAUGAAGAAGCAAAAAUUGAUGAUGAUAUUAAUGGCAUGAUAUCUGAGAGGAUUUCCUUACCUGCAUCUGGACUAGAAACUCAGCGUCACUCAUCGGCUAUUAGAAGGAAGAUUAUGAUUUUAGGGACUAGACUUGAUGGAUUGCAGUCCAUUAUGUACCUACUGGGAAGCCCUUGUAAAACAGAGAAGGAGAUGAACUGUCACAAGGAUAUGGUUGCAAAUUUGUUAUCAAAAGCAAAUCAGAUGGCUUCUGUAUUCAAUAUGUCGAAUUUUGCAAACCAAGAUAGCUUGUUAAGGCCUGAAACAAAGGUUGAUGCCAUGAGUAGGACUGUUGGGUUGGAUAACUCUGGUCUUGUUGGUCUUCAACGACAAAUCAUGAAAGAGCAAGAUAAGGGUCUUGAGAAGUUGGAGGAGACAAUAUUAAGUACAAAGCAUAUUGCAUUGGCGGUCAAUGAAGAACUUGAUCUGCAUGCCAGACUUAUUGAUGACCUAGAUGAACAUGUUGAUGUUACCGAUUCUCACCUACGGAGAGCGCAGAAAAACCUAGCAAUUUGAACAAGCGAACCAAAUGUGGUUGUUCCUGUACGUGCAUGCUAUUAGCCGUUAUCGGAAUCGUGAUUUUGGUUGUCGCAAUAUACCUUCUGAUAAAAUAUUUGUAAUUAC
Molecule: messenger RNA, 681 nt
Organism: Hibiscus syriacus
Lineage: Eukaryota; Viridiplantae; Streptophyta; Magnoliopsida; Malvales; Malvaceae
Product: syntaxin-51-like
Exons: 5
Coding region: 1-573 (190 amino acids)
Biological process (GO): vesicle fusion; intracellular protein transport
Cellular component (GO): endomembrane system; SNARE complex
Molecular function (GO): SNARE binding; SNAP receptor activity
Source: RefSeq, a predicted model, not a curated record